Molecule: messenger RNA, 2306 nt
Organism: Xenia sp. Carnegie-2017
Lineage: Eukaryota; Metazoa; Cnidaria; Anthozoa; Malacalcyonacea; Xeniidae
Exons: 8
Coding region: 204-1862 (552 amino acids)
Source: RefSeq, a predicted model, not a curated record
UGUUUCCUUUCAAGGACAAAGUGCCCAAAACUCUGAAAUCAAAUGUUGUCUAUUCUUUCAAGUGCCGAUGAUGCUCGGCAUCGUUGUUGGUCAAACCACCCGCCACCUACACACUCAAAUUUCAGAGCAUCUGGGCAUCACCUGUUUUUAGUGAUUCACUUAGCUAAGCUGUGUUUUUGACUACAAUGUUUAAGUGAGGCAACAUGUUUUUAAAGAACUGUAUAAAGGUGCUUUUAACGAUUUUUUGGUGUUUUGAAUAUUCUCGUCAAAUCAUGUGUUUCAAUUUUUGCUUCGAUUCUUCACACAAAGAUCGGAGACUGUGGAGCAAUAUAUACAAAAAAAUUAAUGUGAAAAAUGAGAUGGAAUGCAUUGUUUCUUGCGCUAAGGAACCAUGUUGUCGAUCUAUAAACCACAGGAGAAGGUUAAGUCAGGGAAGUCGGAGUCUUUGUGAAAUGUUACAUAGUGUCCUCAACAAAAGCAAAGAAAACGAUUUAAAUCAUAAUCGAUUUUAUGAUUACAUUGUUCUCAAUUCCCCUUUCAAGGAGUACAACGAAACAUGCGAACUCCAAUCGUCUUUUAACAAAAGUUAUGAUUUGCUCUUUCCCAACGCACAUUCUGAGAACAUGAUUCUGAUGGAUAAUGUGAUGCCUAAUAUGUCAGAGUUAACGUUGAUGUUUUGGAUAAAAAUGAACUCAAGUCAACAAAUGGCCCUGUUUUCUUAUGCUAUAGAAGAUAGUUCUGAUGAAUUUUUUGUUGGCUUUGAAAAGAAUUGGCUUAUUAUCAGAAUGCAGUCCAAGGAUAUUUUAAAACUCAACAUUUCACAAAUCAACGACGGUUUUUGGCAUCACUUGGCCAUUAUCAUUGGUCACAUGAGUAAAAAAAUUAUUCUUGAUGGAUUUACAAUUUGUAACAAAACUAAGUUAAAUCAUUCAUUACCAUUAUUACAUGGUGGCGGUGUUGUUGCUAUUGGUCAAAAACUUGAAUGUGUGAAUGGUGUUUUUGAUCCAAAUAUGUCAUUUGUUGGUAAAAUAAGUUAUUUGAACUUGUGGAGCAAGAUGCUGAUCAUUGAUGAAUGUACAACUUGUCUAAAUCAGAAUACUUUUGUAAUUAAGUGGGAUCUUAUGUACCAAUUUACAAGUGGAAAUGUUACAAAAGUGCCUUCAUUACCUAAGUUUGGUUUUUCAUCAUGCAAAGAAGCAUUAAAAGAUAACAGUUCAAAAGAUGGUGUGUACUUGAUAAUGACAGAUACUUCACUUGGCUACAGCAAAGUUUUCUGUAUGAAAAACAUUUCUGGUUGUUCUGGAGAAGACUGGACGCUAGUGAUGAAAAUUGAUGGGAAAAAGGAAACAUUCGACUUUAACUCAUCGUUUUGGACAAAUAAAAAGAGUUACAAUAUUAAAAAUGGUAAAACAGGAGUGGAUAAUUUGGAAACAAAACUUCCUACCUACUGGAGCACAAAAAUAAACAAGAUCUGUGUUGGAAUGAAAUUCGAAGGUGAAACAAAUUUUAUCAGCCUCAAUUUUCCUGCUAAAUCGUUGUACGAUAUAAUUGCCGAUGGAAAAUACCGCCAAACCAAUGUGAGCAGAAACAAAUGGAUGUCAUUGAUUUAUGACAGUGUUCUUCAACCGAACUGCAAUAAAGAAGGUUUUAACGCAAAGGCAGGAAAAGAGUCAUUUGCUCGUGUAAGGAUUGGUAUCCUGGGAGAUAAUAAAAACCAUUGUAAGUCAAGCAACUCUUUCAUUGGUUUUGGCUGUACGUACAAGAAUUGCACGCGAAACGCUCAAAAAAAUAGCUGUGGAAACUUUAAGCGCUGCAAUAGAAAUAAUAACAAACAAUCAAUGGGAUACAUUUUUGUUUCCUAAAUAUAGUAAUACUUAUGUAGAUCCACAUUUUUUUGUUUGAAGUCAUUAAUAUUUGUGUAGUUUGUUUUAUAUAGUUAUGCCAAUAAGCUCUAUCAGUAUAAAUUGUAAACUUACUUUCUUUUUAUUAGCUAUACGGACAAUUCAUCAACUUUUCUUUAGAGUAAUUUAUAGAAGACUUUUACAAACUAAAUUAGCAAGUCCAUUUUUGAAAGGCUAUCAUUAGAUUUAUCUAUUGUGAGGGCAAAAUAAUUGUAUUCUUUAAGAUUUUUAUGUUUUAAAACAGUACCAAAAACGUAUGUUAAUAAAUGGCACAUGUAAAAAUAACACAAAAUAUGCUUGUUAUUUAAAUUGGUAGCACUCAUGUUUUUGUAAUGAAAGAACUUGCAGCAGAGACAUCAGAAGAAAACUGUUUUAAAAAUAAAUUUUUUUCAUUCCAAUUUAAAA